AUGGACCCGAACGCUUCUUCUAUUACCGUCGCAGUUCGAGUGCGGCCGUUCACCAUAAGAGAAGCGGCCCAACUGGUUUUCGACCCGCCCGAGGACAACCCGGUCCAAAAGUUCACCCGAUCCGUUGUUCCGGCCGCUGGCAAGAAAGUCAAGGACCAAGUUUUCGCAUUCGACCGCAUCUUCGACCAAACAGCGACGCAGAGCGAUGUGUACGAGGCGACGACCAAGAAUCUGCUGGAUAGCAUCCUCGACGGUUACAAUGCCACGGUGUUUGCCUACGGCGCGACGGGGUGCGGCAAGACACACACGAUCACGGGUACCUCCCAGCACCCUGGUAUAAUCUUCCUGACGAUGCAGGAGUUGUUCGAGAAAAUCAACGAGCGCAGCGAUGAGAAGGUCACUGAGGUGUCGCUGUCAUAUCUGGAGAUCUACAACGAGACGAUCCGCGACUUGUUGGUGCCCGGGGGUAGUAAGCAGGGCCUGAUGCUGCGGGAGGACUCGAACCAGGCGGUGACGGUGGCCGGGCUGACGAGCCACCACCCGAAGGACGUCCAGGAGGUCAUGGACAUGAUUGUACAGGGCAACGAGUACCGGACGGUGUCGCCGACGGCGGCCAACGCAGUGUCGUCGCGGUCGCACGCGGUGCUGCAAAUCAACAUCGCGCAGAAGGACCGCAACGCGGACGUCAACGAGCCGCACACGAUGGCGACGCUGAGCAUUAUCGAUUUGGCGGGCAGCGAGCGGGCCAGCGCGACCAAGAACCGAGGCGAGCGGCUACUAGAAGGGGCCAACAUCAACAAGUCGCUGCUGGCGCUGGGCAGCUGCAUCAACGCGCUGUGCGAUCCUAGGAAGAGGAACCACGUUCCGUACCGCAACAGCAAGCUGACGCGACUGCUCAAGUUCUCGCUGGGCGGCAACUGCAAGACGGUCAUGAUUGUGUGCGUGAGCCCGUCGAGCGAGCAUUUUGACGAGACGCAGAACACGCUCCGGUAUGCGAACCGGGCCAAGAACAUCCAGACGAAAGUCACGCGCAAUGUGUUCAACGUCAACCGCCACGUCAAGGAUUUCCUCGUCAAGAUCGACGAGCAGAUGGCGCUCAUCAAGGAGCUCAAGGCGCAACAGAAGGACGCCGAGAAGACCGCGUUUGCUAAGUUCCGCAAGCAGAUGGACAAGCGCGACGCGGUGGUGCGCGAGGGCAUCGUGCGACUGCGGGCCGCGUACGAGAAUGCGUCGGCCGAGCGACUGGAGAAGACGAACAUGAUGAAGAAGCGUAAGGCCAUUGAGCGGCGCAUUGGACUGCUGUCGGCGUGGAUUGCGGCCUUCGACUCGGUGUGUGAUGCCCGGGGUGAUGAAGACGCCGUGCCCGCGAACCUGGUGGCCAUGCGCAAGACGGCUCACGGCAUCCUUAUGGAACUCGAGAGCAGCCGGCACCACAUCCACCAGCGGCUUGAGAAAUUUAACUGGGAGCGCCACCUCGAUACAGCGUUGAACCACAGCCUCUCGAUGCUGCAGCCGGCGGGUGAGGAGCCCGUUGACGGCUCGGAGCGAGACACGCUGGCGCGCGAGGUGGAGAUGCUCAAGGCCAGCUUCAUGCGCGACGCAUACCGCGAGGUGCUGGAGCAGGACAAGGCCGGUGACGCGGCGGUUGUCCAAGUGCUCCUGGGCGCGCAGUUCGAGAUGCUGUCGUCCAUGUCCGAGACACUGAACAUGAGCGAGCAGGAGGCCGUGGCCCAUGCCAAGACCAUGAUCAGCCGGCUGCUCGAGACGGGCUACUCGGCCGCCUCGCACGUCGUCAAGCCUGACGGAUCCAUGAUGCCCGUGGAGCUGUUCCCGCCGACGAAGCGGGGCACGCCCAAGCGGAAGAAGUCGGUGGGCACGACCCCGAAGAAGCCCAUCCCGCAACCCGCUUUCUUGGCCGCAGUGCAAGAACAAGCCGCGGCGUCCCCUGUAAAGGCGUCACCUAGGCGGCGAAGGACGGCUAACGGCCGCAAGGUCAUCUCGUUUACCCCCGUCAAGAAGAAGGGCGGCGUGCGAUGGCGCGAUGACGAGAGCGAGCAGGGCACGCUGGCCGACUUUGAGAAGACGCCCAAGAAGUUCCCCUCGCCCCAGGAACCAUCGCCUCCUUCGCCAGAGCGGACACUCCCUGCCAGGCCGCCUGUCCCCUCGUAUCUCAAUCACGUCGACUCCCCGCAACAGCACAGCUCGAGCCCAACGUUGCCUGCCGCCCCUGAAGUGUCAUCGCUGGCUUUCAGCAAGCCGAACAACCGAUUCCAGGCUGGGUUUCUCUCGAAAAGCCGGCCCUCGUCCCAACAACAGAACCACAACGAUUCAGUCCAUGGCUCGCCAGUCCCACCGACCCUGUCCCUGAGACUGACCAGCUCCCCAAAGCCCCAAAACCAAGACCGCCCCUCGCCGUUGCGCUCCCUGCCCGUGAGCCGAGUGACUAACUCCCUCUCGCCACCGUCCGUCAGUGCCAACGGCAGUCCCAAACCUACUUCUGUUCACAACAACAACAGCAUGAUGCUCUCCCCCCUCCACGAAACCACCUCACCAAACCUCACCCCCAACAACAACGAAAACGAACCCCCCCGCCGCCUCUCCCCCUCCCCCUCCUCCCGUCUCCCCCGCGUCUCCUACGGCUCCGGAGGCUCCGACUCCGAACUCGACCCCCUCAAAAUCCGCUCCGCCCUACACCUCGCCAAACGUCGCAGCGACCGCCUCUCCCUCCACAGCAACACCUCCCUCUCAUCCGCCACCAGUCACCACCACGCCGCUGCAGGACGUAGGGUGUCCUCCAUUGGCUCCAUCUCUGGACUCUCCAGUGCGGCCGGCUAUGCCGCUGGUGGCGGUGCGCACCGGCGCGCAUCGGCGAGUUAUUCCGGUCUUGGCGCUGGCGUCAGUGCCGGGGCGAGUGUCUCCAGUGGGGCUGGGAUCUCGAGACAUAGACGGUUGAGUGCGGAGAGGGGAGGGAAAAGGUCCCCCCCGAGACCGAUUGCUUGUUCGCCGCCUUCGAGAGCGGGUCCUGCUUCUGGGGUAGGCGUGGGAGCGGGUUCGUCACCGUUGUCUUCUGGUUCUGGGUCGAGGUCCGGGGCGGGUAUGAUUGGUGGGGGGAGUGGGAAGGGGGGGUUGACGCAGGGACAGGCGAGGAGGAUGAAUAUCGUUGGGGGGGUUGGUGCUGGGAAUGGUAGUGGGAGUGGGAGUGCUGGAGGGAGUAUGAGAUUGGCUGGGGGUAGUCCUCCGUCUGUUUCUGGAGGAGCGGAGGGGAUGGGUGUUGGUGGUAAGGCUAGGAGGAUUACCAUUAGUGGACUUGCUGGUGGGGGUGUUAUGAGUAACAAUGCAGGUGGCAGUAGUGGUGGAAAUGGGACGGGGACGGGGAGUGUAAAUGGGAAUGGGACGGUGAGACCCCGGCCGAGUGUGGUGUGGAGGUGA
Molecule: messenger RNA, 3429 nt
Organism: Dichotomopilus funicola
Lineage: Eukaryota; Fungi; Ascomycota; Sordariomycetes; Sordariales; Chaetomiaceae
Product: P-loop containing nucleoside triphosphate hydrolase protein
Exons: 3
Coding region: 1-3429 (1142 amino acids)
Biological process (GO): microtubule-based movement
Molecular function (GO): ATP binding; microtubule motor activity; microtubule binding
Source: RefSeq, a predicted model, not a curated record